Drosophila persimilis is the source of this 597-nucleotide messenger RNA. RefSeq names its product adult-specific cuticular protein ACP-20 (gene Cpr76Bb). The transcript has a single exon. NCBI's taxonomy places the organism in Eukaryota, Metazoa, Arthropoda, Insecta, Diptera, Drosophilidae. The record is from RefSeq and is a predicted model, not a curated record. Gene Ontology annotation, cellular component: extracellular matrix. Bases 1 to 597 code for a protein of 198 amino acids.
AUGAAUUAUUUCUGCUGUGGUCUGUUGUUGGGCCUGUUUGUGGCUGGAAGUCUAGCAGCUCCCCAUGGAGGACACGCGACCAGCUACAGUGUGCUGACCAAGCACGAGGGGCCGGUGCACAAGGGUUCUGGAUACGGCUACGGCUAUGGCUACGAUCACGACCUGACCAGUGCGUAUGGAGGUGUCUACGGGCAUGGAUAUCCCAGUCAUGGGUAUUCCGGAUACGAAAAACACGAGCCGCAUCACUAUCCGAAAUAUCAGUUCGACUAUGGAGUCAAGGAUGCCCACACCGGCGACCAGAAGAGCCAGUGGGAGACGCGCGAUGGCGACAAGGUCAAGGGCAGCUACUCCUUGAAGGAGGCCGAUGGCACCACCCGCGUGGUGGAGUACACAGCCGACGAUCACAAUGGCUUCAACGCAGUUGUCAAGAAGCUGGGCCACGCACAUCAUCCUCAGGUGUACCAGAAGGGCUACGGACACGGCGACAUCUAUGGAGCGGACUACGGCUACGGCCAUGAUGUGGCGCAUUACGGCGGCUAUGGACACGGCGGACACGGCCAUGCCAGCAGCUAUGUGAGCGUGAAGCAACUGCACUGA